Molecule: messenger RNA, 3127 nt
Organism: Pecten maximus
Lineage: Eukaryota; Metazoa; Mollusca; Bivalvia; Pectinida; Pectinidae
Product: protein jagged-2-like
Exons: 11
Coding region: 168-1907 (579 amino acids)
Biological process (GO): heterophilic cell-cell adhesion; multicellular organism development; Notch signaling pathway
Cellular component (GO): protein-containing complex; plasma membrane
Molecular function (GO): calcium ion binding
Source: RefSeq, a predicted model, not a curated record
GUCACAUUUGUUUGGGCUUCCUGACGGAGUGUAUGUAUGCUUACAACCGGUCUGUAACCGCCAUUGUUUCUAUUGUAGAUUUUGUACGAGGGAAGGAAACGUGUGUUGGUUCCUCAGAUUGUCUGUGGAUUAUACCUCAGUGAAAGCCUACGUUAUUCGGCCUUAGUAUGGAGUUGUUAGGCGUUAUCUUUCUACUCGGAUCGCUUGUAAAGACUAUCACAGCCGGGGUGACAAUGGAGGUGAAAUUCGUCCACUACAAGAACCCGGAUGGAGAAGGAAGCAACGGCGAGUGUUGUGACGGGAAAUCUGUGUUCUGUUUCUCAGCGUGUGAUCACAAGUUCAAUAUCUGUCUGGAUAAGGCAACAGGGUCCAACAGUAUAAGCGACUGUCCCUAUGGGAAUUUCAUAUCAUCAGAAAUAACAGAUGCUGACACAAUAACAUUCGGAUCGUCCUUUGGUGGAGUGAAAAACCCGAUGUUCUUCAGAAUGAAAUCCUGGCCGGGUUCAGUGAAACUGAAAGUGGUUGUACAUGACGCUGAUCCGGGCUCUAAUCCGUCAGAUCACGUAGAAUCACUACAAAGAGAGAUAUCAGAGAAAGUGUCACCCGAUAGAGCAUCAGCUACAACCUCAAGUUAUACACUUAAGAAGAGGACUACGCUGUCAGUGAAGGUAAAGACCUAUUGUGACAAGAAUUACUAUGGAGCAGCAUGUGACACAUUUUGUUUACCACAAAAUAACACAAAAGGACACUACACGUGUGACAAGAAUGACGGCAAACGUGUAUGUCUACCUGGCUGGCAAGGGACUUUCUGUGACGACAACGGGGUCAACGAGUGCUUCGACAACGACCCCUGUCAUAACAAUCACGUGUGUCUCGAUAGACCUGUUGGAUACGAGUGUGCAUGUCCAUUAGGAACAUCUGGAGAAAAUUGCAGUUCUGUGGACUUCACGUGUGCUGACACGCCUUGUAAAAACGGAGGAAAUUGUUCCAUAGAAUCUGGAAACCUAACGUGCACCUGUCCGCUGGGUUGGAAAGGCGAUUUGUGUGAGGAAGCCGUGAAUCCAUGUGGCGAUAGUCCAUGUGAAAACAACGGCACGUGCUCCAUUGAACACUUCGGAUUUUCGUGUCUUUGUCACGAGGGAUUCGUCGGUGAUGUUUGUAAUAUCACAGACGUGACGACAACGACGUUCAUUGAGACGACAACUAUAACCGUCGAUACAACAACUGGAGAAAUGACAACUGACACAAUAGAAAUUAACUCUACAGAAGUUAUUCCAACAACUACGCACCUUCCUGAAACGUCAACAGCAUUGAGACUAGCAUUUAUAAUGCUCAAAGGGAGAUUACUGGGAGGUAACAAAGAUGACGUUCGAAAAGGUAUAAAGAAUCUCCUGAUGGAUCAAAUGAACUUGAAAGGCGACGUGCAGAUUGUUCUUCAGAAUAAACCAACGCUACUUAAAAAUGGAGAAAUAGUCACCAAAGUUAUCGUAGGUGUGCGGGAAAAUGGUAACUUUUUGGAACCAGAGUCCAUACAGAAGGUAUUCCAGGAGACAGACAUGGCGGUGCUGGAGCAAUACAUACCCUUACCUAUCUACCGAGAGGGGGCGCCAAGGACGGCACCACUACUUGAGGGUCACAAUAGUUGGAUCCAUGAUAACUGGUACGUCGUCCUUGUCGUUUUCGUUGUCAUCAUCGCCUUGUGUAUAUUACUCACAGCGUUCAUCGUGUAUAAGAGGAAAAGAUCUGUUGGCAUGGGACAGAAGGAUGUUGUUGCCAGACCUAACUCCAGUGUAAGUGACGCGUUUCCAGCCCAAUCCUUCGAGAAUUCCUUAUAUUUUGAAAUGAACAACCAUCAGCGGAAGAGCAGUAACACAAGAGUUAAAGUCAACGUGAAUCCCACAUCCUAACAUUUCGCCUGAUCAAUCCAUUGCCAUUACAAUAUUUCCAUACCUGUCACAUUCAUGUGCAUGUCAUUACAAAAAGGAGAAACACCUAAGUCAUGGGAGUUGAAGAAUUUUAUAGGGAAACAAUGAAGAAAUCAUGACCAUUAGAGAAUAGUGUGGAAUGCACGACAGUGUUACUAGUGUAACUACCAAUAACACGUGGUAACUGAUACGUCUGGUUAUCGGGGAAGGGACCAAAGCCUUCGGAACAAACGGGAUUUGGAGGAUGAACGACGUUGAUGUGAGCUUGACUUACAGGCCAUUUUUGGUAUAAUUAACCGUCAAACGGAAACGAUAAAUGGUGUUGUGAUAAAACUUUAUUUUCGUACUAACUGUGGAUUAUAGAUAUUCAAUUAAAUACAAUAACAGAAAUUACUGAUUUUGAUAAAGACUUUCAUAUAAUUCAAAAUGUUGUGUCUUCAUAUAACGUCACCUUAAGACUGAACAAUUACACAUGUACAUUUUACCCUCUCAAAUCAACUGCUUUCCUUUACAGACACAUGUACAGAUACAUUCUCAUCACACACAUAAAUAUAUCUACUUACUAUACAACUUGGUGCAUGUUUGAUUAUAAAAUCAAUCUAUAUAUAUAUCUAUUGUUUGUUUAUGUAUGUUGGUUAAUGUUACAUAUAGAUAAUCGUUUGAUGUUUUAACUGUAAAGCUACUUAAUUCAACGAGUCGCCAUUAAAGACACUAUAUCUGGUUCUUGUGACCGUUCGUCAAUAUUCUAACGGUACGCGAUCAACACAUGGUUAAAACAGGCCUUUUAGAAUUAGAUCUUAGUGCUAACGUAAAUAUCGAUUCUGACGAUAGUGUUAAUUUAUCGACGAUAUAUAUUAUAUUAUAUUAAAAAAUGUUCUUCUCUGUUAUAUUAUGAAAUAAGUAAACAUGGAACUCUACAUCCUAUUACUAUUACAAUGUACGUAAAACCAUAUAUUCAUCUGGUAAAAUUCAUUCAAACUAGUUAAGUAGUACAUAAACACUAGGUUUAAUAAAUCACAAUAUGGCGACUGAAAUGUUUCCUGGCUGAACAUAUGUUUUAAAUGCAAGAUUUUGAACCGUAAUAUAUGUUAACUCUGUGUGUGUUUGUGAAGUGUGCAUGAAAUAAAUGAACUUUGAAUAUUGAUGUAAGAUAUGUAGAAUGGAGUUUACGUGUUCCUGAAUAUUAAAUUGUUUUAUGAUAA